CUCAACAAUCACCCCGAAAUUUCACACCGUCGUUGAAAUUUUUGGAGAUCUGUCUCGAGUGAUCGUCUUGGUGGGAGACAAUCACUCAACAGAUAUAUUCCAGCGCACUUAUUCAUUCUAGAUCGAAUGCUAACAUUCACAUUAGGGACGCAAUGAAAGCCCGUCCAAGAAGUCUCGGAUGGUAGGACCAAACCAAGAGGCCGAUAUGAGUGAGGAAGAAACAGGCACGGAGGCAAAGGACAAGCAGACUGUAGAGGAGAAGGAAGAGGGGGAAACAGACGAAGAGGAGGAGGAAGAAGUACCAGAAGACAAAUCAGCUGCAGAUUGGGUGCUUCAAAGCUUCGGAGAACUCGAGACCGAAUUUAGAGUUAGGGUUAUUCUCGACUCUGCAUCUUUCUCAACAAUCGAACACAUCUGAAGGAGCAUCACAUCGAGCGGGCGUAUGACUGGUUCCAGCGUGGACAUCCAAUCCGAGCCGUGAUUGUGCAUACUCUCCUGCACGCCUAUGUGUCCCACAGAACUGGUGCGGGAAGCCCGAACGACGUGAUGGAUGGAUGAUCAAAGUUCAUGUAUGAUGACUUGAUCAACAAGAUCGAAGACUUCCGCACGGAGAUGAACGCUGAGGUCGUGACUGCUAUGCAUGUGAGGGAGGGACUUGUGUGGGUGACGGCGCGGCGCAAGCACGAGUUCCGUCUGUAUGAUCCUCUAUUGGUGGAUGAAGAGUCCCAGAUGUUUUCAUUGUCAUAAUGUACUCCAUGGACU
Molecule: messenger RNA, 762 nt
Organism: Mollisia scopiformis
Lineage: Eukaryota; Fungi; Ascomycota; Leotiomycetes; Helotiales; Mollisiaceae
Exons: 3
Coding region: 206-418 (70 amino acids)
Source: RefSeq, a predicted model, not a curated record